GACGGAAUAAUAAAGGCAUUGAAGAGUAAGCUCUCCUGGGCCGCAUCGAUGGGCUACCUACCGUCACUCGGCAGCAAGGCGGUGCACCUUGUCUCCGGCAUCACCUCCGCCUACCUUAAUCCCAUCUCCGAUGAACCUGCUGACCACUCUGUUAAGUUUCUUUCACUGUCUUUCUAGUAUAGAUGCUGAAGCGAUUACGAACUUCAUUAAUUCACUAGAUCAUGGUUUUCCUUGGAUUUCUUUGAACUUGUGUAAUAGCUGUGAAAUGGAUUAGAGCAGAUCGAGAUCUAUUUGAAUAGGGAAAUUGGUUGAAAGAAGGCAAGAAUCUGAUACAAAAUGUUUCGCCAUUUUUGUGGAUUAUAAAUUUCAUGGUUCAAGUGUCACUAGGCAACCAAAUAUCGUGGAAAUUGGAUGCAUCAUCCUGUUAUAGCGCUAUGUGGAAUUGAUUGAAAAUGAAUAGCGAUUGGAAGAGAAUUUGGAGGCAAAGAGCCUGGAUGAUGCAGACUUACAAGGAGGUUCUAAAUCUCCAAAUGUUCCAGACACCACCUCUUUCACUGCAUUUAUGAUCUCUCUUUUGUCAUCGUCAAACUCAAGUAAUCAUCUUCCUGAAGACCUACAAGAGCAUCAUGCUGAAGAAGAAGAGAGAAUUUCAAAGUCUGUACCUAAUGAAAAUAGUGGAAGAAAAGGCAUACUUGCAAGAGGGAAGAAAAAACUUGGGAAAGUUAUUCACAAGGCAGCUAAAAUGAGUGGAUUUAGACAUAACUCAGUGCCUGAAGUUGAUUGUAACAUUCUAAAAGAUUCGGAGUUGAAGAGACAUGAAUUGAGUCCAGUUGAAGUCACAAAGAAUGAUGCAACUCUAUUUGAUCUACCAGAGAUGUCUGAACCCUCAUUACUUCUCUCACACAAUACGCGUGCUGCUCUGUACUUUUCACUGCCAACAUUAGUCAAAGGGCGGAACUGGCUCCUGCUUUAUAGCACUUGGAGACAUGGUAUAUCUCUAUCAACUCUUUACAGAAGAAGUACAAUUUGCCCUGGUUACUCACUCCUGGUCGUUGGGGAUCAGAAGGGUGCUGUUUUUGGUGGCUUAGUUGAAGCACCAUUGCAACCAACCAGUAGGAGAAAGUAUCAGGGAACAAACAUCAGCUUUGUUUUCUCUGAUGUAUCUGGAACUCCUGUUAUCUUUCGGCCUACAGGUUCAAAUCACUACUUCACUUUGUGCUCAUCUGAAUUCUUAGCAUUGGGAGGGGGCGGUCACUUUGCAUUGUAUUUGGAUGGAGAUCUGUUGAACGGAUCAAGUUCUUCUUCAGAAACUUUUGGAAAUUCGUGUCUUGCACACACUGAAGAUUUUGAAGUGAAGGAGGUCGAGUUGUGGGCUUUUGUCUAUGCUUCCAAAUACGAUGAGAUCGUGGAUUUGUGUCGAACAGAGAAGCCUGGAAUUUGCAGAUGGUGAAGGUACUCUAACUGCGUAAGCCAUGCCAUAGCACAUAAAACUCCUGGAAUUUUCACGUAGGAAAUAUACAACUCUGACUAAUUGUGUACAUGUCUUGUUUGCUUCAUGAAAAGUAUAUUAUCUAAAUGUUCAAAUC
Molecule: messenger RNA, 1586 nt
Organism: Zingiber officinale
Lineage: Eukaryota; Viridiplantae; Streptophyta; Magnoliopsida; Zingiberales; Zingiberaceae
Product: TLD domain-containing protein 2-like
Exons: 9
Coding region: 563-1450 (295 amino acids)
Source: RefSeq, a predicted model, not a curated record